GUUUACGAUUUGCCUACGACGGAGGAGCUCCGCCGACUAUACGACAACUCCCUUCCUGUACCCCAAAUUCAGGCCUUCAACCCCAUACUCGAUCGUUCAAAUUGAUUCAGAUCUUUUCUUGUCUCUGUAAAAACCUCGAAUCAAAUCAUGGCAUCCCGAGAGGGAGAUCCUGCGUUAGGUUAUUUGACUCGUAAGGAAACCGAGGUUAAGCUUCCCCGACCAACUAGGGUGAAGAACAAAACCCCUGCUCCUAUCCAAAUCACAGCCGAACAGAUUCUGCGGGAAGCACGAGAACGCCAAGAAGCUGAAAUCCGACCACCGAAGCAGAAAAUCACCGACUCCACAGAGCUCGCAGACUAUCGGCUCCGUAAACGCAAGGAAUUCGAAGACCUAAUUCGGAGAGUGAGGUGGAACAAGAGUGUCUGGGUGAAGUAUGCCAAGUGGGAGGAGUCACAGAAGGAUUUUAAUCGAGCUAGGUCGGUAUGGGAACGAGCUCUUGAUGUCGAUUAUAGAGAUCAUACAAUGUGGUUGAAAUACGCUGAUGUUGAGAUGAAGAAUAAGUUCAUCAACCAUGCGAGGAAUGUGUGGGAUCGGGCGGUUACUUUGUUGCCGAGAGUGGAUCAGUUGUGGUAUAAGUAUAUUCAUAUGGAGGAAAUGCUUGGCAAUGUUGCAGGUGCUAGGCAGAUAUUUGAAAGGUGGAUGAGUUGGGAGCCUGACCAGCAAGCAUGGCUUUCGUAUAUUAAAUUUGAGCUAAGGUACAAUGAGAUUGAGCGAGCUAGGGCUAUCUAUGAGAGAUUUGUGCAGUGCCUUCCCAAAGUCGGUGCUUGGAUUCGCUAUGCCAAAUUUGAGAUGAAAAAUGGGGAGAUUGGCAGAGCCAGGAAUUGUUACGAAAGGGCAGUUGAUAAGUUGGCAGACGAUGAGGAAGCUGAGACUUUAUUUGUUGCAUUUGCUGAAUUUGAAGAGAAGUGUAAAGAAACAGAGAGAGCAAGAUGUAUUUAUAAAUUUGCUCUAGACCAUAUACCAAAGGGGCGGGCCGAGGAUCUUUAUAGGAAGUUUGUGGCUUUUGAGAAGCAGUAUGGUGACAGAGAGGGCAUAGAAGAUGCAAUAGUUGGGAAGAGGAGGUUUCAGUAUGAGGAGGAAGUUCGAAAGAAUCCCCUUAAUUAUGACUCGUGGUUUGAUUAUAUCAGACUGGAGGAGAGUGUGGGGAACAAAGAGAGGGUACGAGAGGUUUAUGAGAGAGCAAUUGCCAAUGUUCCUCCAGCUGAGGAGAAGAGAUAUUGGCAACGAUACAUUUACCUAUGGAUCAAUUAUGCUUUGUAUGAAGAGCUUGAUGCUCAAGAUAUUCCUAGAACAAGGGAUGUCUAUAGUGAGUGUCUAAAGCUGAUUCCUCAUAAGAAAUUCUCCUUUGCAAAAGUUUGGUUGUUGGCUGCUCAGUUUGAAAUAAGACAGUUAAAUCUCUCGGGUGCACGGGCAGUUCUUGGGAAUGCAAUUGGGAUUGCUCCUAAAGACAAGAUUUUCAAGAAGUACAUUGAGAUCGAGCUGCAGCUUGGUAACAUAGAUCGUUGUCGGAAGCUAUAUGAAAAAUAUUUGGAGUGGUCACCUGAAAAUUGCUAUGCAUGGAGCAAGUAUGCGGAGUUGGAAAGAUCUUUGAGUGAAACUGAGCGAGCCAGAGCCAUUUUUGAGCUUGCAAUUGCACAACCUGCAUUGGACAUGCCAGAGUUGUUGUGGAAGGCAUAUAUUGACUUCGAGAUAGCAGAAGGAGAAUUUGAAAGAACUAGACAGCUAUACGAGAGACUUUUGGAUCGUACAAAGCAUUUGAAGGUAUGGAUCAGCUAUGCAAAGUUUGAAGCAUCUGCCAUGGAAGAGGAAGAACAACAUGAAGACCUACCCGAAGAUGUCCUUCAAGAGCAGAGACAACUUUGCAUUCAACGUGCCAGAAGAGUAUUUGAAAAUGCAAUCAACUACUAUAGGACAUCAUCCCCUGAGCUGAAAGAGGAAAGGGCCAUGUUACUAGAAGAGUGGUUGAACAUGGAGAGUAGUUUUGGUGAGCUGGGUGACAUCGAACUGGUCCGUGUUAAGCUGCCCAAGAAACUGAAGAAGAGAAGGCAGAUAGAAAUAGACGACGGUCCAGCUGGGUAUGAGGAGUACAUAGAUUACCUGUUCCCAGAGGAAUCACAAGCAUCCAAUUUGAAAAUCUUGGAGCAAGCAUACAAAUGGAAAAAACAAAAGAUUGCUUCGGAUGACGACGACGAUGAUAAUGACGAUGAUGAUGAUGAUAUUGAUUGAUGGUUUAUGUCUCUCAACUUUUUUGGUAUUUCCUCUUUAGGUAUCUGUGCACUUUCUUUCCCUUUGAUUUUGUCCCUAAUUUGGAUGCAGUCAAAUGAAUUUGUUUGUAUUCAUAGUUUCACCCCUUUAUAGCCAAACCUACAUCUCACAUGACUUUUACAUUCUUCACCUUUAAACUUCAACCUUUAUUUUGCAUAAUAUUUUGUAUAUUUCUGC
Messenger RNA from Cynara cardunculus var. scolymus (artichoke), 2502 nucleotides. Its product is annotated as crooked neck-like protein 1. Gene Ontology annotation, molecular function: protein binding. Gene Ontology annotation, cellular component: Prp19 complex; precatalytic spliceosome; post-mRNA release spliceosomal complex. Gene Ontology annotation, biological process: spliceosomal complex assembly; mRNA splicing, via spliceosome. The transcript is spliced from 6 exons. Bases 148 to 2286 code for a protein of 712 amino acids. Lineage: Eukaryota; Viridiplantae; Streptophyta; Magnoliopsida; Asterales; Asteraceae. The record is from RefSeq and is a predicted model, not a curated record.